GAAAAUCUGGAAGCUGCCGAAGAUUCGAUUCGGAGUUGUUCGAAUUUGAGGAUUUUGUUUUUGGUAGAUCGGGCAGGCAUAGAGAUGGCAGUGAAGGUAGUCCUAAGUGGAAGAAUGUUGGGGAUGAUACUGAAAAGAAAGAAGAGAAAACAAGAGAAGAAGAAUUGGAGGAUGAGCAGAAGAAAUUGGAGGAGGAGAUGGAAAAACGGAGGAGAAGAGUACAAGAGUGGCAAGAGUUGAGGAGGAAAACGGAGGAAUCUGAGAGAGAAAAGCAAGGUGACGGGAAUGAUAAUGCACCCCAGGCCGGUAAGGCAUGGACUCUUGAAGGAGAAUCUGACGAUGAAGAAGCUCCUACAGAGGAAAAACCCGAAACAGAAAUGGACAUUGAUGGAGACACCAAACCUGGAGAUGUUGGAGAUGCCAUGUUGGUGGACUCUGAGAAUGGAACAGCUGCUGCCUCUCAAGGUGGAGGUGAUGGAUCAGAUGCUGAAGAGGAAAUUGAUCCUUUAGAUGCUUUUAUGAAUUCUAUGGUACUCCCUGAGGUUAAGAAGCUUAGCAAUACUGCCCCUCUCCCAAUAAUUGAAGAUGGUAAUGCGGACACUAAGAGAAAUGGCAAUCCAAAUGGUGAACAAUCGAAGAAAGGUUCUAAUAAGGCACUUGGUAGGAUUAUCCAAGGGGAAGAUUCUGAUUCUGAUUACGGAGAACCUGAGAAUGAGGAGGAGGAUCCGGCUUUAGAUGAAGACGAUGAGGAUUUCAUGAAGAGGGUAAAGAAGACAAAAGCAGAGAAACUAUCCCUCGUUGACCAUUCAAAGAUUGACUACGAACCUUUCCGGAAAAACUUUUAUACCGAAGUGAAGGAGAUAUCUAGGAUGACCCAAGAAGAAGUUAACGCUUACAGGAAGGAAUUGGAGUUAAAGGUACAUGGGAAGGAUGUGCCACGACCUGUGAAGUUCUGGCACCAGACUGGGCUUACCAGUAAAAUCCUGGAUACCAUAAAGAAGUUUAAUUUUGAAAAGCCUAUGCCUAUCCAGACACAGGCACUUCCGGUUAUAAUGAGCGGCCGAGACUGCAUUGGGAUUGCAAAAACUGGGUCAGGAAAAACCCUGGCUUUCGUAUUGCCAAUGAUCAGGCAUAUCAAAGAUCAGCCUCCUGUGGUUGCAGGGGAUGGGCCGAUCGGGCUCGUGAUGGCACCUACCAGGGAACUUGUCCAGCAGAUUCACAGUGAUAUCAAGAAGUUUACCAAGGUAAUGGGUAUAAGAUGCGUGCCUGUAUAUGGAGGAUCUGGGGUUGCCCAGCAAAUCAGUGAACUUAAGCGAGGGACUGAGAUUGUGGUAUGUACUCCUGGCAGGAUGAUUGAUAUUCUUUGCACAAGCGGUGGGAAGAUCACCAAUCUGCGGAGAGUCACCUACUUGGUUAUGGAUGAAGCUGAUCGUAUGUUUGAUAUGGGAUUUGAGCCUCAGAUAACUCGGAUCAUUCAAAACAUUCAACCGGAUAGGCAAACUGUGCUGUUUUCUGCCACUUUUCCACGUCAAGUUGAAGUUCUGGCCCGUAAAGUGUUGAACAAACCUGUAGAAAUACAGGUUGGUGGAAGGAGUGUCGUGAACAAGGACAUAGCUCAAUUAGUGGAAGUGAGGCCUGAGAGUGAAAGGUUUUGGAGGCUUUUAGAACUUCUUGGGGAAUGGUAUGAGAAAGGAAAAAUCUUGAUUUUUGUUCACUCACAGGAAAAAUGUGAUGCCUUGUUUAAGGAUUUGCUUAAACAUGGUUAUCCGUGUCUCUCUCUCCACGGGGCUAAGGAUCAGACUGAUCGUGAAUCCACAAUAUCUGAUUUUAAGAGCAAUGUCUGCAAUUUGUUGAUUGCAACAAGUGUUGCAGCCAGGGGUCUAGAUGUGAAAGAGCUGGAGUUGGUUGUAAACUUUGAUGCUCCAAACCACUACGAAGACUACGUCCACCGUGUUGGCAGGACAGGCAGGGCAGGACGAAAAGGUUGUGCUGUCACAUUUAUCUCUGAGGAUGAUGCAAGAUAUGCUCCGGAUCUCGUCAAGGCUCUGGAACUGUCUGAGCAGCCUGUUCCAGAUGAUCUGAAGGCACUGGCUGAUAGUUUCAUGGCGAAAGUGAAACAGGGUCUCGAGCAAGCCCAUGGAACAGGCUAUGGUGGUAGUGGAUUUAAAUUCAACGAAGAGGAGGAAGAAGUUAGGAAAGCAGCAAAGAAAGCACAAGCAAAGGAGUAUGGUUUCGAGGAAGAUAAAUCCGAUUCAGAAGACGAGGAUGACGUUGUACGAAAGGCGGGUGGUGAUAAUAUCUCACAGCAGACAGCUACUCUUGCUCAGAUAGCCGCCCUAGCUGCCGCUAAAGUUACCGCUCCUGUGACCGCUGGCCAAUUGCUGCCAAACGGGGUCGGGCUUGCUGCUCUGCCCGGUGUCCUUCCGGUUCCUGGUGUGUCCAUAAUGGAUGUAAUGGAUAAUGGAUCUAGUAUAAUGGAUAAUGGAUGA
This is a messenger RNA of Tarenaya hassleriana, 2489 nucleotides long. RefSeq names its product DEAD-box ATP-dependent RNA helicase 42-like. Gene Ontology annotation, cellular component: nucleus. Gene Ontology annotation, biological process: mRNA splicing, via spliceosome. The transcript is spliced from 2 exons. The record is from RefSeq and is a predicted model, not a curated record. Gene Ontology annotation, molecular function: ATP binding; nucleic acid binding; RNA helicase activity. Bases 198 to 2489 code for a protein of 763 amino acids. Lineage: Eukaryota; Viridiplantae; Streptophyta; Magnoliopsida; Brassicales; Cleomaceae.